UUUAUUUGUUUUUAUUGUGCAGUCGGUGCGGUAGGAAAAAAAAUAGUCGAAUUUUAGCGAGCAUUUUUCCACUUGUUUUGUUAGGAAAAUGGAUGAUUACAAGCAAAUAGUGAGUAAACAUAGCAUUUUAGCAACUGCUAGUGCAAUUCAAAAGUGCAUCAAAUCGAUCAACGACAAGCAAUCGAAAUCUAACGUGAAAACCAAUGAGCUGGAGCUGUUAAAAAGUUUGGUGAAAUCGGAUAAUCCAAGAACUGCGCAAUUGGCGGUUCAGGCCCUGGUGCAACUGGUGUCCAGUGGAUCGCUGGAUCUCGGUCAGACGUUGGGAAUUUUGGUUACGACGUUAGCCAAUUCAUCAUCGGCCCAUUUCAAUGCAAUCGGGUAUGGUAUGUUUGAGCUGCUGUUGCUGGAUCUUAGGCGCCGCUGUUCUGCCCUGGGGGAAGAUCCUUAUGUGUGCCAGUUCGAUCUGAAGCCACCGCAACAUCCUCUGAUAUUACUGCUGAGCAACCGGGAUGUGGUGAAGGUACUGGCUUUCAGCAACAAGGUUAACGAAAUUUGUCAUCACCACGACCAGAUCAUACGUAAAAACAGCGUGGAGUUCUUGAGGCCCGUCUUUCUACAUGUAUUCAACAAUCCUACACUAUUCCCGGAAACCCAAAAAAUGUGGCGUGCCUUGCUGAAAAGUGCCUCGAAUGAUGACACAGCCGUGAAGAUGAUUUACGAGAUUAUAUCCUGGAGUAAAACAUCGACCAGCGAAAAAUGUCUUUAUACAAACAACUUGCUGCUCGAAGUACUGGAUUAUGUCCCGGCCGAGAAGCGAUUCGAAUGGCUGCGAAGGGACAUCUGCUUGUACAUCGCUGCCGUCAGUAAGGAACUGAUCGGAUACAACUAUGACCCAUCGGAAAACUUUUUGAAGAUUUUCUCUGCCCUCCAUGUCGACAAAGAUCAUGCAUCGGUUAACUACAAUAGUGUCCUGCUGAUGGUAUUGUCAGACGUAAUGCAAAACAUUGCCCCGGCUCAUAUUCUUGGAUUGAUGAGAAUCGUACAUUUCCUGUUAGAAUCUGGAUGCAAUCGCUUGAGUCAACUUAUGAUCAUGGAUGGAGCAGUUCAACUUCUAGGACAGCAGACAUUCAUUCAUAAUUAUCUAGAGGAUUGUAACUGUGUUCUCAACGCUGUCCUAAGAAACUCAUACCCAGCUGAAGUUCCCACCUUGUUCGAUAUGCGUCCGGCUAGCUACUUCCAUUUGGACAUUGCAAAAUACAGCCAUUUCUGUAUGUGGUGGAACGAUGUGGAAAACCAGAUUUUAACUAUAGAUCAGUUCCUUGAGGCACUAUCGCGUACAUCCAGGUUCAGCGACAAAGUAAACCUGGUUCUCAGAGGGCUCAUGUAUACGCACGAAAUCCCAUUCGAAGAUUGGAGAAAACUUUUCGAUCAACUCGUUAUCUGCUCUAAAUCAAACGAAGAAAUCUGCUCCAGGCUGCUAACACCAAUUCUCUUCUUACUGGCCAACGAUAGCAAUCCUCGUAAACGGCUUCAUCUGCUAAGAAGUCUGGCCUUGAUGGGUGCCAAAGACCACGUGCUGCGAGUGCUGAAAGCAUUGACCAAAGAUGUGGACCGGGCCACCAGUUUGGAUUUGUACCUUCGGCUGUGGAAAGCUGAACCUCGGACUUAUCCAUUUUUGUACGACGUGCUCAAGGAUACCAGUCGCAGGCCAAGGGAGGAUUCCUGGGAGACAUCAUUCGCCCGAACGUACACGAUUCGAGAAAUUUGCUUGAUCAAACCACAACAGCACGGAGCAGAUCUGGUAAAUUUGUUCUCCGAAAUCCUUAGCCACCCAGAGGAUGCUAACAAUGAAGCUGCUGUAGCGUUGGCCAUCGAUGCUAUUGCCAGCCUUUGUGAGAAUCACGUAAUUAACAUUGUGUCCACCUGGAAAGUGCUCGGUUUUAAGUUCACUCACGAGAAACGCCCACGAAUCAUUCAAAGCCUGUGCAGAUUUUUCGCCAACGUGCCUUCCAUCAAAGUUAACUCACUUGAGCAAGAACGACUGGUCAAUGAAAUCAUUCUCAAGCUGUGGCAGUUUGUAACGGAUUUCGAUGACCGUGAAGUGAUUGUCGCGGCCCUGGAUUCGUUGAAAUCAUUUUCUCCUGAUAUGAUGAACAUAUUUCAAAUACCUGAAAUUUUUCGGCAAGGAAUUCCUCUGCCAAGUGAGGAUGACGAAUCUUUAGAUGCUAAGAUGAUCCCAGGCGAUUGUUGGAUUCAAUUAAUUCACUUUGUUAAUCAUUCCGCUAUUGAAGCAGCUGGAGAUUUGGUUGCGCAUCAUAUACAUAAUGAAAUGCAGUCAUACCGCGGAGGGAUCUAUCUCAAUCCAGAAGGGCGACCAGAACCAUCGUCUUUGAAACAUUUGCCCAAGAGGAGUAUCCUUGCUGCGGUAAUACAUCACUUAAUCAGCCAUGGUGGCAAAAUGAAUUCCGCAGAUACCACCGAUAUAGUUCUCUAUAACCUCUUGAGAAUUGUGGCCAAAAAGUAUCCCAAGCCCAUUCCACCUCUGAAUUGGUGCUUUUUGCAUGAAUAUUUUCACCAUUGCUACGAAAGUAAGAAAUACUGUCUCCAGAUAGCUAUCAAGCAAAUGCCACACUCAGGAACUGCCAAGCGGAUUGUGGAAAACUUCCUCAGUGACGCCGUGGAAACCGACAUGGAGGUCGAAGAUGUGCUGGUCGUUCUGGAAUAUCUUGAUGUGCUGACAGAAUACGUGCAAAGCGACAUCUACAAAAGAUUUCUGCAUCUGUCGUUACAAUUUUUGCUUGAAAAAUCUGAGGAACACGGAGCCAAUACCGGAAGCCCAUUCGUUGAAACUGUGCAGCAUUUGAAAAAUGCUGUUACUAAAAAAUCCUAUCAGAAUGAGGACAACUUCGAUUAUCUAUGUGAAGCUUUGGAAAAUUUGUUCAGUCGUUUUAGCAUCAACACCAAGCUAUUUGACGAAUACCUCAAGGUCUUGAGUGUGCUACCUUCCAAACAUUUGACGUCACUUUUGAAACCAAGCACGUGGAUCGACAAACGUAAUCAAACCAAGCUAGAAAAGGCAAUCGUUUUACAGUUUUCCAUUCAUAAGCACAAUCCAAUUGCCACUGAUCUACAUCUCUUCGAAUUGAGUGACAUUCUGAAAACCAUCGGCUCGUUUGAGACAAACAUGCAAAACUAUUUUUUGCGUUCUUUCUUCGACUUUGUGCCUCAGCUAGAAAACCACAAAGCUCUGAACGGAUGGAUAAUUGAGCUUAUCGGCUAUAUCCAGUCGGAUCUAGCGGAAGUGAAUACACUUCAAAUGAAGGAGGUUGCCCUUUUGUUGGAUGUGUUCCUCACAGCUGUGAUCAGUUUGUCAGGCUACGGAGCGCUGUUCGGCAAAGCCAUUGUGGAAGACUUAGACAAGCGACUUUUCGUAUUUCCGUCGAGCCUCAUCAUGGUGUUUCAAAUGAAUAUGUGGAGGGAAAUUGAAAAUAAGAUUUAUGAAUUUCUCUAUCAUCUAUACAACCACCCCAACAUUUCGACACCUUAUGCGGAAUGCUUAAAGAAUGCUCUACUAUGCUGCAAGGAGCAAUCAUAUCUGCAGCAACCGAAAGCGUGGCCGAAAUUCGUUUCAUUACGAAGACUGUAAGUACAUACAUUUUUAGUUAAAUUUUGUUUCUUUACGUAGUUCAUGCAAACAAGACUGUUGCACUACGGUU
This is a messenger RNA of Aedes aegypti (yellow fever mosquito), 3716 nucleotides long. Its product is annotated as focadhesin. Bases 89 to 3646 code for a protein of 1185 amino acids. The transcript is spliced from 5 exons. The record is from RefSeq and is a predicted model, not a curated record. NCBI's taxonomy places the organism in Eukaryota, Metazoa, Arthropoda, Insecta, Diptera, Culicidae. Gene Ontology annotation, biological process: regulation of post-transcriptional gene silencing.